AUGAUAGGAGACACGAUGACGCUCUUGUCUCUUCUGGGUCGGAUCAUGCGCUAUUUUCUCCUCAGGCCGGAGACGUUGUUCCUGCUAUGCAUCAGCCUGGCGCUAUGGAGCUACUUCUUCCACACGGACGAAGUGAAGACCAUAGUCAAGUCGAGCCGCGACGCCGUGAAGAUGGUGAAGGGCAAAGUAGCCGAAAUGAUGCACAACGACCGCCUGGGAGGCCUCAGCGUGCUAGACGCAGAGUUCUCCAAGACCUGGGAGUUCAAGAGCGACAAUGUGGCCGUGUACUCCAUACAAGGCAGAAGGGACCACAUGGAGGACCGCUUCGAGGUGCUCACUGACAUCGCCAACAAAAGUCACCCGUCCAUCUUUGGCAUCUUUGACGGGCACGGUGGGGAGGCCGCAGCAGACUACGUAAAAGCCCACCUGCCCGAAGCCUUGAGGCAGCAGUUGCAGGCAUUGGAGCGAGAGAGAAAGGAGAGCUCCUCGUCGUACGCCGGCGUUCUGGAGCAGCGCAUUCUGACUGUAGACAGAGAGAUGCUGGACAAGCUAUCUGCCAACCACGAUGAAGCAGGAACCACAUGUCUCGUGGCACUGCUGUCAGACAGAGAGCUGACCGUGGCCAACGUUGGCGACUCCCGCGGCGUCCUAUGCGACAAAGACGGAAAUGCCAUUGCGUUGUCCCACGACCACAAACCUUAUCAGCUCAAAGAGCGCAAGAGAAUCAAGAGGGCGGGAGGCUUCAUCAGUUUCAACGGUUCCUGGCGAGUCCAGGGAAUUCUGGCUAUGUCCCGCUCCCUCGGCGACUACCCGUUAAAGAACCUGAACGUAGUCAUCCCCGAUCCAGACAUCAUGACGUUCGACCUGGACAAACUUCAGCCCGAGUUCAUGAUCCUGGCGUCAGACGGCCUGUGGGACGCCUUCAGCAAUGAGGAGGCGGUACGGUUCGUCCGCGAGCGCUUGGACGAGCCCCACUUUGGUGCCAAAAGCAUCGUCCUGCAGUCCUUCUACCGUGGUUGCCCAGACAAUAUUACUGUCAUGGUGGUCAAAUUCAAAAGUGGGGCAGCGAGUAGUAGUAAGGUAGGGGACUAG
Molecule: messenger RNA, 1092 nt
Organism: Nerophis lumbriciformis (worm pipefish)
Lineage: Eukaryota; Metazoa; Chordata; Actinopteri; Syngnathiformes; Syngnathidae
Source: RefSeq, a predicted model, not a curated record